Nerophis lumbriciformis (worm pipefish) is the source of this 2466-nucleotide messenger RNA. Lineage: Eukaryota; Metazoa; Chordata; Actinopteri; Syngnathiformes; Syngnathidae. The record is from RefSeq and is a predicted model, not a curated record.
AUGGAGCAAAACUCAUGCACAGAAGAUCGUAUACAGCAUGUCCUUGAACGCUGCCUCUGUGACCUUGAAUUCAACACUCCUGACAAGCAACUUUGGAACGCCGGGCUGUGCAUGAACCGCUGGUGUUUGGAGGAACUGGUGAUGAGAGAUCCCAACAACUUCCCCUUCCUCUUGCAGACAAUACUUAAGAAAACAAAAGAGGCACUUGUUCAGUGUCAUUACCAACUAGUGGUGCCUCUGACUCUUCUGUUUUCUUCAACACUUUUAAAAACUCCUUACCUCCAGCCAAAUUGUGAUGUGCUGUUGGAAGCUUACCUACUCUUUCACCGUUUCCUGUCCUGGCCAGAUCCUUACUGCACUGCCUGUCAACAUCUGCUAAAUGUCAUUUAUAAUGAACUCAGAGCUCCAGGCAUAUCAUUCCAGCGACUGGUAAAGUCAGAGCAUGGCAUUUCUGCUGCGAACCAACAAUCUAAAACUAUGAUGGUGCUUUUAGUGAGUCCAGAUGAAGAUAUUCCCCCUGAGAUCCAAUCAGUGACCAAGCAACUGAGUACAAGUCAUCAGUCCAGGCGAGACAUCAUUAUUACCCUCAUCCUGCACAGCUUCCAGGCUGCUCUGGGCACCAAAAUCCACCUGCAAAGACUCCGUGAUGCCUUGCAGACAAAACAGCCUUUUGAGCUGGAGCAGCUGCUGGAGAGAGUAACUUGCUGCAUGGAGACAGCAGCCUCCACAGCAGAUCUCAAAAGCGCCAGACAAAGUCUUCAACAGACUAUGGAGCGUCUCACUCUCAACCUUAUUCCCAUUACUGGAGAAAACUACUCAGAUACAGGGCUUGCUGAAACUUUUGCGCUACCCUUCCCCAAAUGUCACACAAGCUAUUGGGAAAAUGACAACUUUGAUUUUCUUACAAAUAUUGUCAUGAGCGACUGCUACUUGGAUUUGCCACCGGCUUGUCUGACACGAGAUGAGGAUGAUAGCAAUGACAUUAAUGUGGAAGAAGUCAUGGAGAACCAUUCUCUAUCCAUGUCGUCUUGCCUCUCUUCCUCCUUCAACUUCCCUACAUCUGCAACAUACAGCUCAUCAGGUGUGGAAAGAGAUUUCAGUGAAUUCUGUGAUGACGCAGCCAAGGGAGAAAAGGGUCAGUCGAAGUCUAGAAAGAAACCCAAAAAGAAAUCCAAAAGCCUUUUAGGCUUGGAGAACCUCUCCCUGUUUUUCAAAAGCCCGCGCAGUCUCGGGACUGAGUUUAAAAAAUCUCAUUCCAGCCAAGAUCAAAUUCGUACUGUGCCCAGCCCUCUCACCAACAAAGAUCCUCCUUCUCCCCAGAAGCAUCUUUGCAUCCGCAGACGGCCCAUUCUGAGCAUCAACGAAUCAGACGCUGCACUGGAAGAAACUUUGGUGCGAGUACUAGUGUUUGGGCGUGAUAGAGAGGCCGGGCGACUGGCGAGGGCUUACAGUGACCUGCAACAGAAAGAGGCCAAAUGUCCCCGGCUCACCAAGAUGUGCAAGCUGCAGUUUUAUUUUGUUCCCACAAAAAGAACAUUUACGGGAAAGCCAAGUGAAAGACACUCAUCAACAGACACGGGAUAUUCAACUAAAGCUGCAUCUGUGCCUUAUAGUCUUUCCCAAGAGGACAGCUCUACAGAUUUAGCACAGAUGUUGGGAGUGAUGGACCCCUGGUAUGAUCGAAGUGUCCACAGUCUGCUCAGUCUUUCUUCAGAUGUGCUUUGUCAGCCUGCAUGUAACGAAGAUAGUAUUUCAGAGAACAACAGACUGGUGGAGCAUCUUCCAUUGAUGGCUGACUUGGUUCUCUACUACUGCAGACAUGCCGCUCAACCUGUCCUAGUGCAGCUUUACCGGGCUGAGCUGAGCCUGGCUGGGGGCGGGAAGAGAAGUGAAGUGUUCAUUCAUUCCGUGGAGCUCGGACAUAAGGCUGCAACCAGAGCAGUCAAGGCCAUGGGCGCUGCAAGCAAGAGGUUCGGAAUCGAUGAAGAGAGCACGGCCGCCCCCUUAACACUAAGUGUUGCCUAUAAUAAGGUGGCCUGCAGUGGAAGGAGUCAGUGGACCCAAGCAGAAAUGCUUUGCACAUCCAUAAAUAUUCACAAAGCUUGCACAAAAGCUGGACAUUUAGAGUCCAGACCUGAAAACCUGUGGCUGUCCGUGACUGAAAUCACAAGGAAAAGCUCUAAAAGGAGCAACACCCAGAAUUUCCCAAUAUCAGAGGUGAAUGUCAACAGAGUUGAGGUAAGCAGCAGCAAAGCCGGGACGACCUUUGCUGUGUGUCUGGAUCAAGAUGAGAGAAAGUUCCUGCAAGGUGUCACGAGAGUUGAAGUGUCUUUGUGCUCUAAGCCAGGAGGCAGUUCGGACUGGAAGUCGUACAAGCCUUCACCUGGCCAAGUCCAGCCUCUGCACGCAUCUUACUGCUCCAUGCUGUGCCUUCCCUUCAUCUCUUUUUCUACCUCACACGCCUGA